GUGAGAACUAUUUGGGCUCACUUCAUUUGCAGCUGCGAAGGUGUUAAAAUGUGUUGCAGUUGUUGUAGCGUAACUCAGCAGAAAAUAUGGGUUUUUCUACUAGCCGCGGUGUUCCUGGGGCUAGGAUUGCUCUUCGUAAUUUGGUGGCCAAACUUUAUAACUGAUAAAGUCUACGAGAUGCUGCCACUCAGUCCCAGCUCGGCCACAUAUGACAAAUGGGUGCAGGCACCCAUACCGGUCUACUUGCACAUGUACCUUUUCAAUUGGACAAACCCGGACCAAGUACGCACAAAGGGUGUCAAGCCGAAUUUCCAGCAAGUCGGACCAUUUGUUUAUAGAGAGGAUAAACUCAAAGAUGAUGUGACUUGGUACGCAAACAAGACUGUAUCUUUCUACGGACAGCGAACGUGGUACUUUGAACCCGAGAUGUCGGGGGCGUCGCUGGAUGAUUUAAUCACGUGUCCACAUAUACCAUCUUUGGCCGCUGCGAGCGUGAUGCGAGAUGAACCGAAAUUAAUCAAAUUUGGUUUCAAUAUUGCGCUCAAUAACAAUGGCGGUACACUCUAUCAGACACACACGGCCGGUGAGUGGCUUUUCGACGGUUUUUACGAUGAAUUCCUUGCCUAUGCUAUAAAGCUAAAUAGCUCCUUGGUAAGCUCUGUCGAUUCGGAUCAUUUUGCUUGGUUUCUUAACCGCAACGGCUCUAAAGAGUUCGAGGGCCUAUUCACCAUACACACCGGUCAGGGUGAUUUGAGUCAAAUGGGCGAAAUUAAAUUUUGGAAGGGUUCAAAUCACACUGGCUUCUAUGAGGGCGAGUGUGGGCGUGUGAAUGGCAGUACCGCCGAUCUGUGGGUACCGAAUAUUGGACCCGAAGAGUACAUCACUGUCUACAUUACCGAUACUUGCCGUAUUAUCAAUCUGGUGCCAACUGGUGAGACUGAAAUCGAAGGUAUCAAAGCAACGGUAUAUGAGACAAAGCCGGACACAUUUGAUAGUGGUCAACGUAAUCCCGAUAUGAAAUGUUAUUGUCCACGGGACAAGCAACCGGACAAUUGUCCGGCGUCUGGUGUAACCGAUCUCAGUCCGUGCACUGAAGGUGUGCCUAUGUACAUGUCGCACCCGCAUUUCAUGUAUGCCGAUGAGAGCUACGCUAAUACGAUUACCGGUCUCAGUCCCGAUUAUGAUAAGCACAAAUUCUUCAUUGUUAUGGAACGGAAACUGGGUAUACCGUUGCAGGUGAAUGCCAAUGUCAUGGUCAGUCUACACAUGCGGAAUGACAGUGAUAUAACCAUAUUGCGUGACAUACCGGAGUUUUAUGCGCCACUUUUUGUGACCUCCAGUAAGGCUGUAGUCAAUAAGGCGCUUGCUAAGGAAAUCAAGCUCGCUUUGAAUAUGCCAAGUAUUGGUUUAUAUUCAGGAAUCGCUUUUAUAGUUAUAGGCGUUAUCAUGGCAACUAUUGGAAUAGUCUUAACCGUCACUCACCGCUGGUGCGGAGAAUCUUAAAAUAAAUAUGCACAAUUUUUUAACCCUUUACAGGGAGAUAGAUAUAAAACAUUUUUAUUAUGACUUUUACAAA
Zeugodacus cucurbitae (melon fly) is the source of this 1576-nucleotide messenger RNA. RefSeq names its product protein croquemort (gene ninaD). The transcript is spliced from 5 exons. Bases 49 to 1503 code for a protein of 484 amino acids. The record is from RefSeq and is a predicted model, not a curated record. NCBI's taxonomy places the organism in Eukaryota, Metazoa, Arthropoda, Insecta, Diptera, Tephritidae. Gene Ontology annotation, molecular function: scavenger receptor activity. Gene Ontology annotation, cellular component: cytoplasm; membrane.